This is a messenger RNA of Trichomonas vaginalis G3, 672 nucleotides long. Its product is annotated as iron-sulfur flavoprotein. Bases 1 to 672 code for a protein of 223 amino acids. Gene Ontology annotation, molecular function: oxidoreductase activity. The transcript has a single exon. The record is from RefSeq and is a predicted model, not a curated record. Lineage: Eukaryota; Parabasalia; Trichomonadida; Trichomonadidae.
AUGCUUGCAUCCGCCAGCAGGUUCGCAACAAAUGUACUUAUUUUCAAUGCUAGCCCUAGAGCAUAUGGAAAUACUUAUAAACUUUUAGAACAAGUCAAGAAGGGUGUUGAAUCAAAGGGUAAAACAGCCGAAUUAGUCCAGCUUUCCCAAUUAAAGUUUGACGGUUGCAUUGCCUGCCUUGAAUGCAAACUCAAGGGUAAAGAAUCAAAACCAGGUUGCGUUGUCCAAGAUGACUUCACACAGUACAUUGACAGAAUAAAGGAUGUUGAUGCUUUCGUUCUUGGAUCUCCAGUUUAUUGGAGCAACUUGUCAUCUCUUUAUUAUAAGGCAUAUGAAAAAAUCAUGUACUCUUUCCACAAUUACGAUAAUGAUAAGCCAUACAAGAUGACUCGCCCAAUUAAGACAGGACUUAUCUUCUCAGGAGGUGCUCCAAAGGAUUACUUUGAUAACGGCUACAAGGCUAUGUGCAAGCAACAAUCAGAUAUCCUUAAGUUUAUCUUCAAAGGCCAUUCUGAGUACAUGACCAUGCCCUCACAGCUCCUCCUUCCAGAUACAUCAAGACUCCACAUUCCAUCUGAGCGCAUCGAAGAGAAGAAGACAUUUAACGCAGAACACCUUGAAGAGCUCAAGCAAAACGCCUUUGAAAUGGGUGUCAGACUUGCUUCCGAAUAA